CUCGAACUAGCCUUACUCCGCUCACACUUUCGGGAAAAAUGCAAACGCUACUGAUGCCGGCAGUUCGCUCCGGCACGGCGGCAUCCAUGGCGGCGGUUCCAACGCCUCCCCUUAUCCACCGUGAAAAACACCUACCUCUCCUCCCUCCUCCAAACUCCAUCCUAAUCUUUCACAAAUCCACACAACCUCUCCCAUCAUUCUCUUACAUUAGCUCAUUAUCUAUUUAUGAUCAUCUUAGGAACAAAACACCAAAAAAAUUAUUUACCCAAACAAACGCUUCUAAUGCAACUGCUCCUGCUUUCAAUUCCCAAAACGACGAGGCAGAAAGGGCAAAACUCGCUCAGGUGGCUAAGAGAUUAGAGAAUACAUCAAGGUAUUUUAAGCGGUUGGGUAGUUUAGGAUUUUGGGGGCAGCUAAUAUGUAGUACAGUGGCAGCUGUGAUUCUUUCCUUUUCUGUGGUUGUCACUGGGAAGAUCACUUCGCCUCCCACUUUUUAUGCUACUCUUGGUGGCAUUGCAGCUGCAUUCAUUUCUGUUUUCUGGUCAUUUGGGUACAUCCGGCUUUCUGAGAAGCUCCGAAAAACUGCCAAUGAUCCUUCCAAGGCACCUCCUCGUGCUGAUGUUGUGAAAAGCUUGAAAAAUGGCAUAAUACUGAAUUUGUUGGGAAUGGGUGCUGCCAUUCUUGGGAUGCAAGCCACAGUUGGAUUGUUGGUUGCAAAGGCCCUAACCUCUUCUGCAAAUCCUUAUUACCAGCAAAUCUCUCCUGGUUACAGUCCAGUUCUUGCAUUGGAUGUGUUUUUGGUGCAGGCAUCAGCGAACACCAUCCUUUCUCACUUCCUGGGGCUUGUAUUCUCCUCGGAACUUUUACGCUCAGUGACACUACCACCAUCAGAAAAUAUUCCAGUCUUUAAGGUGGCAUAAGCUUCUUCUGCAUGAUAUUGUAGCUGAGGUUGAAGAUAGUGAUUUUAAAACUUCUGCAUGAUACUACAAAAUGCGCGCAAUUCUCAUAGUGAUAAUUUGUAGCCUACCGUUCCAAUGAAAUUUGAUUGAUUCCAAAA
Molecule: messenger RNA, 1057 nt
Organism: Populus trichocarpa (black cottonwood)
Lineage: Eukaryota; Viridiplantae; Streptophyta; Magnoliopsida; Malpighiales; Salicaceae
Product: protein TIC 21, chloroplastic
Exons: 4
Coding region: 39-920 (293 amino acids)
Source: RefSeq, a predicted model, not a curated record